AUGACUUUUCAAUUUUCGGCCGCCACUACAGCAGCAAGUGCACCAACCACCAGCUUUACAUUUGGAAGCCAACAGAAUCAACCUACAACAUCGGCGACGGGUUUUACAUUUGCAAAUCAAGCAGCACCAUCGACAAGCGGUUUAUCCUUUGGAAACCAAGCUAAUCAACCAGCAAGUGCCGCAACUGGCUUUGCAUUUGGAAGUCAGCCUAAUCAGCCUGCAACAUCAACGACUGGCUUUUCAUUGGGAGGGCUAACAACUCAACCAGUCAGCAAUGCCACAAACUCAGGCUUUACUUUGACUAAUGCACAAAAUCAACCGACAACAAGUAUACCUGCAAGCGGUUUCACUUUUGGAUCCAAUCAACCGCCAUCGACAUCGACCAACUUACUACAACAGGGCAUGAAUCCCUUAAACGCGGCCAAACCAACCUCUACCUUGUCCAUUGGUGGUAGUCUAACAACGCUUUCCUUGCCUACAACAGCAUCAACUUUAUCCGCUACUGGCGGGACUGCUUUAAAUGCACCAACAACAAUCACUACCAGUUCUCUCCCUGGUCUCGGCACGACAGCUUCAACGGGUUUUGGCCUCGGAACGUCAAACAGUCUUGCUGGCCUUGGUAACCAGAUAGCUGGCACCACUGGAGCCAAUUUAAACUUGACUACUAAUAACACGAAUGUAGCAGUUUCGAAACCUGCAACGAGUGAUCCAUCCUUCUUGGUAAUGGGAGGUACUGGCUUGCAUAAGCAGAACUCUUCAGGGACAAGCUCUGGCAGGCAAGAAGUAAAGAAACAGAAAAAGUUUAGAGAUGAAAUCAAUCAGAUGUCACUAGAAGCAAUUGAGAAGACAAGAGAGGAAAUAUCACGGUUAAACCAGAUUGCUGGUCGUUUAAGUAAUGCUACGCAAAGAGAUUCAACAGUGAUUGGUAAAUUGAGCGCGGCUACGCAGCAGGAAUUAAGAAAUACGGAAAUUAUCCAAAAAUGCAUAGACGGUCCUUCCAAUUACCAAAAUCAAGAAACUAAUGCGUACUUUAUGCGUAUGUUGCAGCACUUUGAAGAGAGUAUGAAUUUAUUUCAAGGGCAAAUUGAAGAGAUCGAAAGUCUAUUGGCAUCGACAAAUCAAAAUUCCGAUUCUACCUAUGAGAGAUAUCUUGAUAAGCCAAAGAUUGGAUCUAAUCAUAAUCAUACUGAGAUUUUGAGAAGCGCCGGCGAGAAUCCGUAUUUAGCCUCACGUAUAGCAAAUGGAAAGGCGGCAACCAACGUUGGGUACCUAAACAACGUAGUCUUUAACAUGGCAAACAGUCAAUUAGCCGCUUUAGCAGGAUUAGGCAAUGUGAAUAAUCUUGGUACUACAGCAAACCAGGCAAAUCUAUUUACCAAUUUUGGAAAUAAUUUCAACGCUGCGGGCAUUCAGCCUGCGGGUAGCACGUCAGCGAAUAAUGCAUUGAGCUUUGGAAACCAGCAACCGCUAGGCAAUACUCUAUCUUUGGGGUCUAAUCCCGUUCCUCAGCAGAACGUUACUGUAAAUUCGAGCGGUUUGUUGUUCGGUGGAAAUGUAGCAGGUACAGGUAUAGCUUCAGCACCUUUUCAGUUGCAAAAUCCUCCGCUUGGCCGAAAAUCUAGAAAGAAAUAA
Trichoplax adhaerens is the source of this 1632-nucleotide messenger RNA. RefSeq lists its product as uncharacterized. Gene Ontology annotation, biological process: nucleocytoplasmic transport. Lineage: Eukaryota; Metazoa; Placozoa; Uniplacotomia; Trichoplacea; Trichoplacidae. Gene Ontology annotation, molecular function: structural constituent of nuclear pore. The transcript has 10 exons. The record is from RefSeq and is a predicted model, not a curated record. Gene Ontology annotation, cellular component: nuclear pore. The coding region runs from base 1 to 1632 and encodes 543 amino acids.